Molecule: messenger RNA, 1945 nt
Organism: Acanthaster planci (crown-of-thorns starfish)
Lineage: Eukaryota; Metazoa; Echinodermata; Asteroidea; Valvatida; Acanthasteridae
Molecular function (GO): monocarboxylic acid transmembrane transporter activity
Source: RefSeq, a predicted model, not a curated record
UUGAUGUGCAUCGUCGAUUUGGUCUCCCGUUUCAUCUUUGCAUUUACCGGGGACGUUCUCCCGUUCCAGCGGAUCUUUCUCCUUGCCGCAGGAUCCGCCCUCGGGGCCGCGGGAUCAUUCCUGCUGACGAGGGGAACGUCGUUGUGGAUCUUCGUCCUCUACGUUGUCGUUGCAGGUGUUGUGCGUUCCAUAGCCUACGGCCUUGUUUGGGCUUGCGUUGUCGACCUGUUCGGCGCUGAUAGGACUGUGGAGGCGCUGACGUCAAUUCAAAUCUCGUGCGGGAUUGGUUGCUUGUUUGCCUCCUCCGUGGCAGGUCUUAGCUACGACCUUACGGGUACCUACCAGACCACGCACUUCAUAUGCAUUGGACUGUGGGCAUUGUCGAGCCUAUGCUACGCCGUCGUGCACCAGUGGAGUCGAAUCACCUCCUGCAAGAUCAACCGAUCGUCACAUCCUGCCGCCUUGAAUUAAAACCUUCCAUUUGGAUUUGUUUGCAUAUUUGAUGAAAAUGAUGGAAACAUUUUGGAGCCGUGUUAAUGACAGCCACGGGAUUUCAAUCGGUAUUGUUUUCAAUAAUACCAAAUUUUUAAAACUGAAUUCGUUUAAAUUCUUAAAACGAUGAACUUCAAUUCAGUCUCAAAUAUUCACGACCUUACAUACCCGACGUUCUGCUUCGUUUGGUCCUCUCUCUUAUUUUCAUUAGUUUACAUGUUCUUUCGUGAAAGGUUCUACUUAGUCCUCCUCAGUUACAUCACAUACGCCUGAUGAACAAAAUCCUCAUUUUUAGCUGAUAUUUUUUUCCCUUUUUUUGUCUGCCACGUGAUCAUGUUGACUCCGAUAAUUCUACACUUUCACCUGUUCACUUCUGCUUGAAACAUAUUUAUUUAAGUGUGUUCUUUUCCUUGUCCAAUGACGUUCGUCAGCCUUUUCCAUUUUCCAUAAUUUAAUGUGUCCGCAGUGGAAAGGAAAUAAGGUUUAUAAAGAUGCACAUGAAACUGUAUCUAUCUCUUACAAGUAGGCCUAAAAGAAAAAUUUUUGUCACAUUUUCACAGCAUCCAAAAACAUUACAUUUUAUACAAUACCCGCUUUUCUGCACGUCACCUGGCUAAUGGAUCGUUGAUCCCGUCACCUGGCUAAUGGAUCGUUGAUCCCGUCACCUGACUAAUGGAUCGUUGAUCCCGUCACUGGAAUAUUCGUUCUAUUGUUCUUUUCAAAGGCGUUGGACUGGUUCCCGCCUCCAUUUCAUGUACAUGGUAUAGCUCAUUUCCAGUAAAAGAAUAUAAAAAAAAAUGUAGAGACGGGAACUAGUCUAAUACUGCACGGCACACCAAAGGGUGGCGCCUUGGACACGAAACUGUCGGCAAAAGAAAAGACGCCAUGUGUGAGGACCUUAAGUUCUCACAACCUUGCAGAUAUUAUAUAAAACGAAUAAUGAUUGUUUCAUUUUCUUGCCAAACUAAGAAUAAUUUCAUGCUGUGUUCCGUGAUAUGUUAAUCAAAUCACCGGCCACCGCUCGAACUUCUUCUACCGUCGCACCCAUAAACAUUCAGUAGGCCUAUUUGUAUAAAGUAGUCUUCAUGUCAAUUCGAUGGAUUUUCAACCGCCAUCUUUGUCAAAUACAUCCGUGUAUAGUUGUACAAUUUAAUGAAAUUUAAUGCAAUUCACGGAAUCAACUGAGCAAAGACAAUUCAAUCCUUACAUUAUUUAGAGGUUCAUCGGGUGAGAAAUUCCAUAAAAUCUGACCUCAUUGAAACGGUGUUGAAAAGUUCGACAAAGGGUCACUUGGUCUGAUCAAUGAAUGAAUUCAAUGCAGUAUUUGUGUGUUUUAGUCUAGAGACUUAAUUGCAGUUAAUCGUUUAUGAAUGCCAAUGGAUAAAAAUUGUCGAAAGGUGCAGGAAAGCUAUGAAUAUAGAUAAGCAAUAAGAAAAUAUUGAAUAAAUGCAAC